AUGUCCGAACCCAUCAGGAACAAGAAGGCAGAUAUUCCCAUCGCGCCGACACCACAAAACACUCCAGCUAACAAUGCUCCCAUCUCGUCCCAUGCCCAGCAACCUGGCAUUGCUAGCAUCAAAGAAGAAUCUCUUGACCAUGCUACGGCCGCAUCCCUUUUCGCACGCAAUCCAGGUCUAGUCUCCAUGAUCCAAGGAAAGUUGGGCUCUCUCGUCGGCCGCUCUUCAGGCUACAUCGAAUCUCUGCCUGUCUCCGUCCGCCGGCGGGUUGCUGGAUUGAAGGGCAUCCAGAAAGAGCAUGCUAAGCUGGAGGCUCAAUUUCAGGAAGAAGUGCUGGAGCUCGAGAAGAAGUAUUUCGCAAAGUUCACUCCUCUCUACGAGAGACGUGCCACAAUAGUCAAUGGAGCCACGGAGCCUACUGACUCGGAGGUCGCAAAUGGCCGUGACGAGGAAGAAGACGCCGACAUCGAAGGCGAAGUUAGCAAGGAUGAAGCUGAUGAGUCGACAACAUCUGGUAUUCCCGAGUUCUGGUUGUCGGCUAUGAAGAAUCAAAUUUCCCUUGCAGAUAUGAUCACCGAACGCGAUGAAGAGGCUCUGAAGUAUCUGACUGACAUUCGGAUGGAAUAUCUCGAUCGCCCUGGUUUCCGACUAAUUUUUGAGUUCUCUGAAAAUCCAUUCUUCUCGAACAAGUCUAUUUCGAAGACCUACUACUACAAGGAAGAGAAUGGAUACGGGGGUGACUUCAUUUACGACCAUGCGGAAGGUACCAAGAUCGACUGGAAGACAGAUAAAGAUCUCACCGUCCGGGUGGAGAGUAAGAAGCAGAGAAACAAGAAUACCAAGCAAACUCGUGUUGUCAAGAUUACCGUUCCCACGGAGUCUUUCUUCAACUUCUUCUCACCCCCGCAGCCCCCAACCGAUGAUGAUGACACUGUCGCCACUGAUAUCGAGGAGCGUCUUGAGCUUGACUACCAGCUUGGCGAAGAUAUCAAGGAAAAGCUUAUUCCUAGAGCAAUUGACUGGUUCACUGGGGAGGCUCUUCAAUUUGAGGAACUCGGUGAUGACAUGGAUGAAGAUGAGUUUGACUUGGAGGAUGAUGAAGAUGACGAAGACGAAGACGAAGACGAUGAGCGAGGUACCGAUCGUGAUAUUGACGAGGACUCAGAGGAAGAGGAUGGCACCUCCAAGCCAAAGAAGGAGGCAGCAGAAUGCAAACAAAGCUGAGCAAUAUGGCUUGUCUUUACGCAGCCACGAAAAGUGUAUCUCAGCCAUGACCGGACUUUCAGCUGCUUGAUUAUCUCCGCUGUUUUGUGUUGUGCCCUCUGUGCCUUUCUUCCAUUCAAUAAUGCGUCAAAUUGUUUUUUAUUUCAACUGCCUCUUACUCCUAAUCUCCUAUUUGUGUUUAUGCACCAGCAAAGUAUGCGGAAAUAAACAUGUUCCUCAAAGUCAUGAAGUUCCAUGAUUUUGCGUCGACUUCUGUAUCUUCAGGCGGCAGUCCUACAAAAUCUUAUCGCCGUUGACUCACCAUAGUAUGGCCUUCGUCAGACCACGGG
Molecule: messenger RNA, 1553 nt
Organism: Aspergillus saccharolyticus JOP 1030-1
Lineage: Eukaryota; Fungi; Ascomycota; Eurotiomycetes; Eurotiales; Aspergillaceae
Gene: nap1
Product: histone chaperone NAP1
Exons: 5
Coding region: 1-1224 (407 amino acids)
Biological process (GO): nucleosome assembly
Cellular component (GO): chromatin; nucleus
Molecular function (GO): histone binding; chromatin binding
Source: RefSeq, a predicted model, not a curated record